This is a messenger RNA of Dermochelys coriacea (leatherback sea turtle), 1523 nucleotides long. It is a transcript of the gene MED4, whose product is annotated as mediator complex subunit 4. Gene Ontology annotation, biological process: regulation of transcription by RNA polymerase II. Lineage: Eukaryota; Metazoa; Chordata; Testudines; Dermochelyidae. Gene Ontology annotation, molecular function: transcription coregulator activity. The record is from RefSeq and is a predicted model, not a curated record. Gene Ontology annotation, cellular component: mediator complex; core mediator complex.
CGCAGGAGGCGCGGAAGCCCCAGGGCAGGCGCUGCGGUUCAGACCUCCGCCGCCGGAUGGCGCUGUGGGCGGCCUCUGCCGUUCGGUGCGGGGCCCGCUGCCCUCUCGCUGCUGCCGGCCGCGGCGGGUGGCUGCUGGGGCGCGGCGAUGGCGGCGGGCGGGGAGCGGAGCAGCACGCGGGACAGGCUGCUGGCGGCGCUGGAGGAUCUGGAGCUGCUGGCCAGGGAACUGAUUGAAAUUUUGGCAAUUUCAAGAAACCAGAAACUCCCACAACCAGGAGAGGAGAGCCAGAUUCUGGAGUUGCUGAUUCAGAGAGAUGGAGAGUUUCAGGAAUUAAUGAAACUGGCACUUGAUCAGGGGAAAAUUCAUCAUGAAAUGCAGCUAUUAGAAAAAGUAGUUGAAAAGAGGGACAGUGAUAUUCAGCAGCUACAGAAACAACUGAAAGAAGCAGAACAUAUACUGGCAACAGCUGUUUAUCAAGCAAAGGAAAAACUAAAAUCAAUAGAAAAAGCAAGAAAGGGUGCUAUUCAUCUGAAUGAGAUAAAAUAUGCCCACAGGAUUAGUGCUAGCAACGCUGUUUGUGCUCCUCUGACAUGGGUACCAGGGGACCCACGCAGGCCAUAUCCUACAGAUUUAGAGAUGAGGAGUGGCCUUUUGGGUCAGAUGAACAACCCAUCCACUAAUGGAGUUAAUGGACACUUGCCAGGGGAUGCACUUGCAGCAGGUAGAUUGCCAGAUGUGCUUGCCCCUCAAUAUCCCUGGCAGUCGAGUGAUAUCUCAAUGAACAUGCUACCUCCUAAUCAUAGCAAUGACUUUAUGUUGGAGCCUCCAGGGCACAAUAAAGAAAAUGAAGAUGAUGUAGAAGUUAUGUCAACAGACUCCUCAAGCAGCAGUAGUGACUCAGAUUAAGUAUCGAAAAGGGACAACAUCCCAACCAAAUAGACUUUUAUUUCCUCUGGUGAAGGCAUGUUGGACACUGUUCAUCAAAAGCUGCAAUACCAGCCUGAUACGUUGGCUUCACUGUGCAGUGAGAAGACACAGCCUGUUUAGAUCUAGGGUUGUGAUUUUAAAAUGGUGAACUCUUUGUUGAUCUAGAUAUUAUUCACUAGGUGCUCAAUUAAAACAAGCAAAAAUUGGUGGUAACUUUUUGUCGGAGAGAGCUUUGCCUGCUUUCCAGUGAUUAUGUUUUUUGUAAACUAUAUUUUUUUACUAUGCAUUAGACAAAGUAAGUUUCUGGAAAAGAAGCUGUAAGGGAAAUCCCCUUGGAUGUUUGUUAAUAACUUCACUCUUUUGAUAAUAGCCUUUCUAUUAAGGCACAAAAAAUGUGUACAGCUGUGUAGAUUUUAAAAGUUGGCUGCUUCGUUAGCUACUGCCAGAACUCAAAUGUUGGAUCAUCUUGUGUGUUUUGAGAACAAAAAUGUGAUGUGACCAUAAGCUGUUAUACAAAAAUAUUUUUGUAAUUAUUGUAAUAUACAGUGAAUUUGUUGUUAUAAAUAAAAAAAACUCAACUUUGAUGUACUUUU